Messenger RNA from Camellia sinensis, 1566 nucleotides. Its product is annotated as akuammiline synthase 1. Lineage: Eukaryota; Viridiplantae; Streptophyta; Magnoliopsida; Ericales; Theaceae. The record is from RefSeq and is a predicted model, not a curated record.
AGAAAAAUUACUCAAAAAAAAAAAACACAAACUACAUCAAUGCACCACAAUGCUACUCUAUACUCGAGGAUUCUGUGAUUUGUGUAUAAAACACCACACAUCAUUCAAAUACUAUUGAGAUGAUCACCAUGAAGGUUCACAUAAUCUCCAAAGAAACCAUCAAACCUUCUUCUCCAACCUCUCCUCACCUCAAAACUUACAAGCUCUCUUUGUUAGAUCAACUUUCAAGUCGUUUUUACAUAUCCAGAGUUCUCUUCUACACCUCUAAUGCCUCCGAUAAUACAUCAUACAAGGCCUCUCAUCUCAAGAAAUCCCUCUCUGAAACCCUAGCACUGUACUACCCGUUUACAGGAAGGCUCAGAGAUGGUGUCUGCAUAGAUUGUAACGACGAUGGAGUCGAAUUAUUUGAAGCUAAGAUCAGUUGCAGGCUGUCUGAGAUCCUCAAAAAACCCACGCCAGAGACUCUGCAUGGGCUGUUUCCUAGUGAUUUGCUUGGGAACAACUCAUAUAAGGGCAGUUUGGUGGUGAUUCAGAUCAACUAUUUUGAUUGUGGAGGAAUGGCUGUGAGUGUGUGUGUGUCACACAAAGUUGCAGAUGGAUGCACCAUGAGCAACUUCAUCAGUGACUGGGCUGCCAUGGCUCGGCAAGAUGGAGUUCCAUCACAUCCUAUGUUCAUCGCUGCAACAUCAAGAUCCCCAUUAGACAAUCCAUUCGACAUGCCUGAAAUCGAGCUGAAGAAACAAAGUUGUAUCACAAGGAGGUUUGUGUUCGAUUCCCCCAAAAUAGCCAAACUCAAGUCCAUGGCAGCAGAUCCAAGAGCUCAGAAUCCAACCCGUGUUGAAGUUGUAACCGCGCUACUUUUCAAAUCUGCCAUGGCUUCUAUGUCAAGAAAAAACCCGAGCUUGUUGAUCCAAACUAUGAACAUGCGCCCAAAAAUGUCCCCUCCAUUACCACCAAAUUCUGCUGGGAAUUUUUGCUGGCACUUCACAUUAUCACUAAACGGUGAUCAGAGGGAUACAAAGUUGCACGAAUUGGUAACCCAAAUGAGAAAAUGUAUGACACAGUUCCAUGACAAGAAAGUGAGAAAUUUCACAGUGAACGAAUGGUUCGUGACAGUGCGCGAAUCAUUGAAAGAGGCAAAAGCAUUGUAUGAUAGUAAAACUGAAAUUAAUGUUUUCAGCAGCAAUAGUAUGUGUAGGUUUCCGUUUUACAAAGUUGAUUUUGGGUGGGGAAAGCCAGUGUGGGUGGCGAUUGCUGGUAAUGUUUUUAAGAAUACUUUUGUUUUGAUGGAUUCGCCAUGCUCAGAUGGGAUAGAAGCUUGGGUAACUUUGGAUGAACAAGACAUGGAAGUGUUUGGAAAUGAUGAAGGUAUACUUAGAUUUUCCUCUUUGAAUCCAAGUGUUUUAGACACUGACCGUGAGGUGUGAAUUAAUUUAUCAUAAUCCCAAUUUGUACUCUUGUUCAUAUCCCAAUUUAUAUACAUACAAAAUGGUAGAUGACAAAUGCUCAAUUUUAAAAUGAAUCAAUUAUGAUUGAGAUAUUCAUUAUAGCAUCCGAAUUAGUUGU